Octodon degus (degu) is the source of this 1939-nucleotide messenger RNA. RefSeq names its product C-type lectin domain containing 14A (gene Clec14a). Bases 114 to 1526 code for a protein of 470 amino acids. Gene Ontology annotation, molecular function: extracellular matrix protein binding; extracellular matrix binding. Gene Ontology annotation, cellular component: extracellular matrix; external side of plasma membrane. Gene Ontology annotation, biological process: cell migration. The transcript has a single exon. The record is from RefSeq and is a predicted model, not a curated record. Lineage: Eukaryota; Metazoa; Chordata; Mammalia; Rodentia; Octodontidae.
GGAAGGCAGGGGAGGGAGCCGGCUGCAGAGGGCGGUGACAGCGCUCUAGGGACAGCUGGGCGGCUCGGCCUCGCAGACCGAAGUUGGGAGCCGCUGCAGCACAGGCCUCCAAGAUGAGGCCGGCGCUUGCCCUGUGUCUUCUCUGCCAGGCGUUCUGGCCCCGGCCUGGCGGUGCCGAGCACCCCACGGCCGACCGCGCGGGUUGUCUGGUCUCCGGGGCCUGCUACAGCCUACACCACGCUACCAUCAAACGGCCUGCAGCCGAGGAGGCCUGCAACCUGCGCGGCGGGGCGCUCAGCACAGUGCACGGUGGCGCCGAGUUGCGCGCGGUGCUCACACUGCUUCGGACAGGUCCCGGGCCGGGCGGGGGCCCCAAAGACUUGGUGUUCUGGGUGGCGCUGGAGCGGGGGCGUUCGCACUGCACCCUAGACAGCGAGCCCUUGCGGGGUUUCUCUUGGUUGAUCCCAGACGCCAGUGCGUCCGAAGACGACACCCUGCCUUGGGUGGAGGAGCCUCAACUCUCCUGUACCGCGCGCAAGUGUGCGGGACUCCAGGCUACGAGGGGGAUAGAACCCGCAGGCUGGAAGGAGAUGCGUUGCCACCUGCGCGCCAACGGUUACCUGUGCAAGUACCAGUUUGAAAACUUGUGCCCCGCGCCGCCCCCGGGGGCUGCCUCUAACUUGAGCUACCGCGCUCCCUUCCAGCUGCACAGCUCCGCGCUGGACUUCAGUCCUCCGGGUACCAAGGUGAGUGCAACCUGCCUUGGGGAGCCCUCCAUCGAAGCCACCUGCGUCGUGGAAGAGACCGGCGCGCGCUGGGACAAGCUCCCCUCCGGGGGUGUGCUCUGUCCCUGCCCCGGGAGAUAUCUCCUUGCCGGCAAAUGCGCGGAGCUUUCUCAUUGCCUGGACGGCUUGGGAGAUUUUGCCUGCGAAUGUGCUCCAGGCUUUGAGCUGGGAAAGGAUAGACGCUCUUGUGUGACCAAAAGUGAAGGACAGCUGGUCCCCGAGGCAACCAAGGUGUCCACCCGGAGCCAGCCAGCCACUGCAGCCAGUCCAGUGCCAAAGAGAACAUGGCCUCCCAGAGUCCAUGAGGAGCCAGGAGAAAGACCACCCAAUAUCCCUGGAGAGGGCAGUUCUGCAACUUCUGUUCCUGAGACCAAAUCAGUAGCCAGCCUCACUCCUCUGGGAAGUAUGGUCCCCACAUUUAACUCCACACCUACCUCCUCCGUGCUCCAGACUUUCGACUACUCUUCCACUGUGGUCUUCAUAUUUGUAAGCAUAGCAGUGGUGGUGUUAGUGAUCCUGACCAUGACAGUCCUGGGGCUUUUCAAACUCUGCUUUCACAAGAGGCCUUCUUCUCAGCCAAGGAAAGGGCCUUUGGACCCUCGGGGCGUGGAGAAUGAAGCUGAGCGCUCCAGCUCUGCACCUUGCACUGACAAUGGGGUGAAGGCCAGGGACAGCGCUCUGCAGGGCAGAGCAGAGGAUUCCUCCCUGGCAGGAUCCCCUCCUUCUUCCUGGGUCACAUAAGGAAACAGGACAGAGGCUCUCCUUGUGAACAGAUGUUUUCCAUUUCCAUGACAAGGUAGAGGAAGAACUCCAGUGUGGAAAAUCCUCUUUUCUAAAUUCUCUCACUGGAAGAAGCUAUAUCUUUUUGUGUGUGUGCGUGCCGGGAAUCGAACUCUCAACCUCUUGUUUGCCAGGUAGUUGCUGUGCUGCUGAGCUAUAUCCCAGCUCUAGGAGCUAAAUCUUAACAGCACAUUCAUUCCCUGAAGAUGAAAGAGGUGGAAAUGCUUUAGGGUGGUACUGGAGGUAAGGGUGGUACUGGGAGAAGUACCACCUGGGGAUUUCAGAGAACUGAAUGAACAUUGGAAGACUUUGGAGACAACUAGAAAACAACACAAUUUUUUAAAGUUCAUUUUUACCAAAAGGCAAAAAAAAAA